Messenger RNA from Perkinsus marinus ATCC 50983, 459 nucleotides. RefSeq lists its product as hypothetical. The transcript has a single exon. The annotation marks the transcript as partial. The record is from RefSeq and is a predicted model, not a curated record. NCBI's taxonomy places the organism in Eukaryota, Perkinsozoa, Perkinsida, Perkinsidae.
AUGCCUUACACCUACGGCCUCCUCGUACUUGCCAUUAUGACCCAAGCGACCCUGGGACAAUCUGAGGGAUCUUUCCAGGUUACUGCGGACUACCCUGCGGGGUGUCAUGGCGGGCCUGGUCCAGGGAAGGGAAGUGUUAUAACCACUCUUAUGGAGCCAUCCUGCAUUUACAGCAAGAAGGGCGUUACAUCCGAAGGUGUGUAUAAGGAGGCUGCCGGGAUCAUCCUUAAGACCAACAGACCUGGGCAUUUUGGCAGUAUGCAUGUGAAUUUCACCGUGUUCACAACGCCUGACAACAAGAGUGGUACCCUGGUGGAAACAUAUGGGUGGGCACACUUGAGCGUCGGUGAUGAAACCAGGGACUUCUGGUGGAACCCUGCUCCGGGUGAGGAUGCCUACGGCCCUGGGUCGCGUAUCCAUAUCGCGACCAUCGACUAUGGUUAUUUCCCUAAGUAUAAG